Messenger RNA from Aspergillus ibericus CBS 121593, 936 nucleotides. Its product is annotated as sulfotransferase family protein. The transcript is spliced from 2 exons. The record is from RefSeq and is a predicted model, not a curated record. The coding region runs from base 1 to 936 and encodes 311 amino acids. NCBI's taxonomy places the organism in Eukaryota, Fungi, Ascomycota, Eurotiomycetes, Eurotiales, Aspergillaceae.
AUGGAUCUCAUCAAAACAACCCUCUACGGCUUCCCCAAGCCACCCCCUCGAGUCUGCACCAAGCCCCUCCGAGUCAUCUGCACGGGUCUCCCCCGCUCGGCCACCGAAAGUCUCAGUACCGCGCUUGAGCAACUCGGCUACCAGCCCUACCACGGGUGGGACCUGGUCUUCGACUCCCCCGGCUACAUCCAAGAAUGGGCCGCCCUAGCGCGGCGCAAAUACGACGGCGCCCCGGACGGGGACUUUCACGCCACCGCGGCAGAAUUUGACGCUCUCCUAGGCGAUCACGACGCGGUCCUCGACUCUGUCCCCGCCAUGUUCGCGGCGGAAUUGAUCGAAGCGUACCCGGACGCGAAGGUGGUUAUGAACACACGAAGUGAUCUCGAUGCCUGGCACCAAAGUAUGAUGAAGACUCUCGUGGCAGAGACCGAAGGCAGUUGGAAAACAUGGUUUGUGAGUACAUUUAACGCAGAGAUGUUUUGGUUAUGGGAGGCGUAUUACACGUAUGCCUAUGUGGGGCUGUUUCGGGCGCCGAAAGGGAAGACUGCUUCACGCGGAAUCGAAAAGAAUGGGAAGUGGGUGUAUCGGGAUCACUGUAAUAUGGUCCGGGGCAUGGUGAGCAAGGACCGGCUUUUGGAGUGGUCUGUGGAGGAUGGAUGGGGACCGUUGUGUGAGUUCCUGGGCGAGAAGGUCCCGGAUGAGCCAUUUCCCAAAGGAAACAACCCGGCUGCGUUCAAGAACAAAAUAGCAGAGAAAUUAGGGCCGCGUGUGCGGGGUGCAAUGAUCAAUAUCGCACUCACUGCCACAUCCGUGGGGGUCAUAGGGAUAGUCCUUGGCUUCGCAGUCAAGGAACGGGGCGUGCCCUGGAAGACUAUCGGGGGAGUUUCCAGCGCGAUUGGGAGCGGGUGGGCUGUUUUGACGAAUUUUAGGAACUGA